AGCACUUCGGACUCCAAACAUCCAGCCAACUAGCCGAAGGAGGCUAAUAUCUCUCCUUCUCACUCAACCGCGUCGGCAAUAAGCCUUUUCUCAGGUUUUCAAAUGCAGAAUAACCACUGUUAUUUUCGAUAAGUCUCGGGGAUUCACUGCUGGCCUUCUUCACGCCGUGUUGAUUAAAAAAAAAGGUUAUAUUAGAAGGAAAUGAGCUGUGGCUGGCUAGCAGCGGCUGUUAGCUCCGGGAGGCGCCAGGCGGUGGAACCAUUACUGUAAAGCGGCUUCACACCGCCGGCUGUCGACAGAUCACCGUCACACAGCAGCCAGAACAGGAGGGAAAGUGUGUUCCUUGGCCUAUGAGAAAGCCACGUCGAAAAGGCCAGGUGGCCAAAGGAGGAGGACAAGAUGGAGAUGUCAGAAAGUCGAAGUCUAAUGGGACAGUUGGCGGGCGUGGGGGUGCUCGCCAGCGAUCGCCGUCCCCUUACAGCCUCAAAGCAUCUCCAAGCAGAGAGACACUGACCUAUGCCCAAGCCCAGAAGGUGGUGGAGGUGGAGCUGGAGGGUCGGCUUCACCGGAUUUCUAUUCUGGAGCCUCUUGAGGUCAUCACUGAUGAUGAGAUGAUGGCUCAGGACAUCAGUGAGUGUAACAGCAACAAAGAGAACAGCGAGCAGUCGUCGCCUCCUGCCAGCAGUGCCCCAACACCCCGGAAAGGUGUCACGCCCCGCGGCCGCAGGAAAGACUCCAAGACCUCCACCACCAAGACGCCACCGCCUUCCAAGAACAGUUGCCCCAAUUCUCACCCACAGUCACCUGAGAAAGUAACCACAUCAAACCAUCACCACAUGACCCUCCCUGAACCGAAGUUUCGUGUACAAGAAACCUUCAAGCCCCUGGAGGCGGCUCCCCUCCCUGCAGCCUAUUACCGUUACAUUGAACGCUCGCCUGAAGAGCAGGAAACUGAGGCGGAGUAUGACAUGGAUGAGGAGGACACCGCCUGGCUGGAUAUGAUCAAUGCUGGCCGGACGUCAGAGGGCUACUCAGUUAUCUCACCGGACACCUUCGAGCUGCUGGUGGACCGGCUGGAGGAGGAAGCGUACCGAGAAUCCCGCACCCGCGCUCCUUCUCAAAGCACUAUCGACGACGAUGCCUUCUGCUGCGUGUGCCUGGAUGACGAGUGCCUCAACAGCAACGUCAUCCUCUUCUGUGACUCCUGCAACCUGGCUGUGCACCAGGAGUGUUACGGAGUACCUUACAUCCCUGAGGGCCAGUGGUUGUGCCGCUGCUGCCUCCAGUCCCCCCAGAAACCGGUAGACUGCGUACUGUGUCCGAACCGCGGCGGGGCUUUUAAGCAAACGUGCGACGGGCGCUGGGCGCAUGUGGUGUGCGCUAUCUGGAUUCCUGAAGUCUGUUUCGCCAACACGGUGUUCCUGGAGCCCGUGGAGGGAGUGGGUAACAUUCCCCCCGCGCGCUGGAAACUGACCUGCUACCUGUGCAAGCAGAAGGGCCGCGGCGCGUCCAUCCAGUGCCACAAGGCCAACUGUUACACUGCUUUCCACGUCACGUGUGCGCAGCGCGCGGGUUUGUUCAUGAAGAUAGACCCCGUGCGGGAAACGAACGUGAACGGGACCACGUUCUCAGUUAAAAAGACAGCAUUCUGUGAGGCUCACUCUCCGCCAGGACAGGACACCCUGUCGGAGGAGGAGGGUGAAGGGCGAGUGGUGGGCAGCAGAGGGAGGGCGAGUCGGGGGCGGAGUGCCUACACGGAGGGUCCCACCACUCCCAAGAAAGGCCGAAAAUCUGACUCUGAGGCUAAGACAGAUAAAAAGAAAGGGAAGAAGAAUACUGACUCGACAACGAGAAAUGCUGCUUCACCACAAGUACCAGUUCCCCAGAUCCCCACCAGCAGGCUCAAUAUCAUCUGCAAGGGAAUCCUUUUCCAAAGGAAAAACCAAUUCAUGCAGAGGCUGCACAGCUACUGGUUACUGAAGCGCCAGUCCAGGAAUGGCGUGCCGCUGGUUCGGCGUUUGCACUCUAACAACCAGUCCCAAAGGAAUACGGAACAGCCUGAAGUGGACGAGAAAAUCUCUGCGGCAAGAGAAGCACUACGGUACUGGCAGAAGCUCCGGCACGAUCUGGAAAAAGCCCGGCUGCUGGUGGAGCUCAUCAGGAAGAGGGAGAAGCUGAAGAGAGAGCAGGUCAAAGUUCACCAGGCAGCUCUGGAGAUGCAGUUGACCCCGAUGCUGAUGCUGCUCCGCUCCACUCUGGAGCAGCUGCAGGAGAAGGACACUGCCCACAUCUUUGCACAGCCAGUGGACAUCAAGGAGGUCCCAGACUACCUGGAGUUCAUUCGCCAGCCGAUGGACUUUUCCACGAUGUCCUCGAAGCUGGAAAACCACGCCUAUCGCUCCGUGGCCGACAUGGAGUCCGACUUCAACCUGAUGGUGUCAAACUGCCUCCUCUAUAACUCCAAGGACACGGUCUUCCACCGGGCGGCGCUGCGCCUGCGGGACCUCGGCGGGGCCGUCCUGCGUCACGCUCAGCGACAGGCCACGAGCACGGGGCUGGACCUGGACACCGGCAUGCACCUCUCAGAGUCGCCUCAGAAACGAGACUUCUACAGCUGCACCUGGGAGGACGUCGACAGCGUGCUGGAUCCUAACAACCGGCUGCACAUGUCGGUGGAGGAGCAGCUGAAGGAGCUGCUGGAGAAGAUGGACUUCGUCUCGUCCAUGCGCUGCAGCGGCGCCCGGACCCGCCGCAUCCGCCUCCUCCGGCGCGAAAUCAACAACAUCCGCUACAGGCAGGGCCAGCCGCCCCGCCACGGCCUCCACAACGGACACCUCAAGGAAGGCGAGGAGGAGGAGAAGGACGAGGAGGAGGAGGACGACGACAAAGGCGCCCGGGCGGACGGCGGCCUCCCGUCUUUGGACAAAGAGGACAAAUCCGCCUCCCCGCCAACACUGGAGCGCACGGGCCCGGCGCCUCCUCCGCGCCUGGGCGACGCCCCUCUGGAGCCUCCCACCCUGCGGCCCAUCACGGGGGAGCCCCCGUCCCCCAGCCGGCCCUGCAAGCGCCUCAAGAUGGACUGCGAGCUUUCAGGCGGCGCCGCCGAGAACUUUAAUUGCACUAAAGCACAGGAGCGGCCCGCAUCGCCGCCUCCGACUUUGCACAGCGAAGGGCAGGCGGUGACGAACGGCCUCCCGGAGCCCAGUGGCCCGCCGCGGCCCGCCACCGGGGGCGUGGGACGACGGACCUCCGUCCUGUUCAAGAAGGCGAAAAACGGAGCGAAGCUGUUCAGAGAAAGAGAAAACCCCCUGCUCAACGGGAAGGGGCCGCAGGACGACAACACGAGCAACGGGCCGGCCAGGCCCUCCAGCACGCCCUCCAGCACGCCCUCCAGCACGCCCUCCAGCACGCCCUCCAAGACCCCCCAGAAAGUCCCGGGACCCCCCAGCCUCAGCGAGCUGUCGUUCAGCAGCAGGGACCCGUGCUCCGAUAGCGAGCCGGAGAAGACGCCAAACCACGCUCUGGAAAGCGGACUGACCAACGGCUUCAAGCAUAAAGACGACGGGUCCGACUCGGAGUACCACCCCUGCCCAGUCCUCCAAAAAGAGAUCAGCUCUCCCCCCAAACGGAGCCUCGGGAAGCCCGCCCUGUCCAAGGUUCCCCUGCUGGAGAUCGUCAACGGAGACUCUGAUUACACAGGCAACGGCAGCCACAUGUCAGAGGACGAGACGGAGCUGGAGCCGCUGGACUUGGUGUGGGCGAAGUGCCGAGGAUACCCCUCCUAUCCCGCUCUGAUCAUCGACCCCGAGAUGCCAGAGGAGGGCCUGCUGCACAACGGGGUGCCCAUCCCCGUCCCGCCCAAAGACGUCCUGCGGCUGGGCGAGCAGAGGCAGGAGGAGGCCAACGAGAGGCUCUACCUGGUGCUCUUCUUCGACAACAAGCGCACGUGGCAGUGGCUCCCACGGGAGAAGGUGACGCCUCUGGGCGUGGACGACACGGCCGACAAGCUGCGGGUGAUGGAGGCCCGAAAGUCCAGCAUCCGGAAGUCUGUCCAGGUGGCGUACGACCGCGCCAUGAUCCACCAGAGCCGAGUGAGCCACAGCCAGGGCUUCGUGGCCUCCACCUUCCUGUAGGGGGCGCCCGCGAGCCCCCCGCUAUGCAUUUCUCAUGGGUCUUAAAGCAGCAGGUGCAUCCAGCCGUCUGCGCCGCGGCUCCACCCCAAAACCACUAAGUGGACGAGCUCCAGGUUCAAAUGAAGUUACCUUUAAGGCCCGCCUUGCUGCAGCCGCCAGACGUUCACCCCCCCAGUUCAGGGACGUGAGGAAGAGUCGGCUUCCUCCCACUGUGCGUCUGGAUUAAAUGUAAACGGAUGUAAAAGAUUUCCCUUCUCUAUUUUCUCUAAUGCUACUGCCAAGGAAUCCAAGUGUCACACAAAGAGAUUUGACAUAUUUAUAUGAACUGCAGAAGACUAAUGAAUGGAUCACUGCCAUCUUUUAUACAAUAGCUUUUUACUUUUUAAAUCUUUUACAGAAGACACCUGUACAGUACAGAGGCACACGUUGUGUACAUAUGUACGUGUUUGAUCAAACCCUUUUGGAUUUCAGUGAAAAAGCGUCUUUCAAUCAGCCCAGAAGGGCCCGAAGCGAGGCUGUAUAUUCCAGGAGAGGAUUCCUGACUUGCUGCAGUGAACGUCGAGCUUGAUUUGAUGUCAUCGCAUCGUGACGUGUGUAUGUGCAUAUGUGUGUGUGUGUGUGUGUGUGUGUGUGAGAAUGUGUGUGUGCGUGUGUACAUUGAGAGCAUACAACACAAAGAGUCGUUGUUCUUUAUAUUUGAAUUCUCUUUUUUGAUACAGAAAUGAAUAAUUUAUUUAUGGAAGACAGAACUAUAGAGAUAAAGAUAUAUAUUGGUUAAAGGUGAGGAUGAGAUGGUAUUUAAACUAAAAGAAGCAACGCCCCGGUUCUCUCAGAUCAGUUCACACUUCAGCUCCACCGGUCAGCCCCACUCGCUCCCCCCUGAAGAUUAUUUAUUGUGGAGAGCCCCGUUCCAUCAGACCAAUCAAUACACCUUCAUAAGCUUGUACUACCUGUAUAUUUUACUGCUCACCAAAUAUUUUGUCUGUAACCAAUAUUUCCUCAUUUUGGGGAAUAAAUGCUCUAUUAAAAAUGUUUAAGAUCUUUGA
Salarias fasciatus (jewelled blenny) is the source of this 5179-nucleotide messenger RNA. It is a transcript of the gene brpf3b, whose product is annotated as bromodomain and PHD finger containing, 3b. The record is from RefSeq and is a predicted model, not a curated record. The transcript has 13 exons. Gene Ontology annotation, biological process: regulation of transcription by RNA polymerase II. The coding region runs from base 351 to 4133 and encodes 1260 amino acids. Lineage: Eukaryota; Metazoa; Chordata; Actinopteri; Blenniiformes; Blenniidae. Gene Ontology annotation, molecular function: protein binding.